Messenger RNA from Rhinolophus ferrumequinum (greater horseshoe bat), 1112 nucleotides. It is a transcript of the gene VCF1, whose product is annotated as family with sequence similarity 104 member A. Bases 103 to 711 code for a protein of 202 amino acids. The transcript is spliced from 4 exons. The record is from RefSeq and is a predicted model, not a curated record. Lineage: Eukaryota; Metazoa; Chordata; Mammalia; Chiroptera; Rhinolophidae.
CUCUCCGCGCCCGCCUCUUCCCGUUGGUGGGGUUACCGGUCUGAGAGGCCGAGGUCGCGCCACUGCGCAGCCGCGAGAGGGCGGUACCACGGCGGCUGCGACAUGGGGGGGCGCGGAGCAGACGCCGGAAGUAGCAGUGGUACGGGUCCCACCGAGGGGUACUCACCGCCGGCAGCGUCCACCCGAGCCGCGGCGAGAGCCAAGGCCCGAGGGGGUGGGCGUGGCGGCCGCGGAAACACAACACCCUCUGUUCCCUCUUCUCGCGGAGCGGCGCUGCGUCGCUCCCCUCCACCCGCUGCCAUGAGCGAGCGCCUCCGCCCCAGGAAAAGGAGAAGGAAUGGCAAUGAAGAAGACCAGCAUCUUCCCCCCCAGAGCAAAAGGAGUAGUAGAAACCCCGUCUUUCAUGAUUCCUGGGACACGGAGACAGUACCUGUAAUGAAAAACAAGGAAAACAGACUAAGAGGAAACAAGGUUUUCUGCGCGUCUUCCAGCAGUGACAGUGGUGGCAGCAGCAGCAGCAUCAGCAGCCCGGACAGGGCCAGCGGGCCAGAGAGCAGCUUGAACCACGUGGUCGCCGGGUGCAGCCCGCACAGCCCUCCGCCCAUGCCCGAGCAGUCUGCACUGUGCCAAGGCCCGUAUUUCCACAUCAACCAGACCCUGAAGGAGGCCCACUUUCACAGCCUACAGCACCGAGGACGGCCUCCAACAUGAUGGGCUGGCAGCUUCUUGCCUUCUGUGAAGGGACAGCGCUGUGCAGAUUUGAUAUUUCAUCUUAUGAUGUUUUAAAAAAUUGCACAAAAAAAUGCCUGUUGGCUUUUCAGUCUAUAUUUGAAAUAACAGGUUAACAGGCAGUUGUUUACUUGUGGUUUUGCUGCACUAUUGCAAUUUCAAAGGGGCUUUGAAGCAAUUUUUAUAGGAUUCUUUUGAGGGUGGGUAUCAAAUCCAUGUCAAGGUAACGGUAUGAGGAAAUCUCAUCUGCGUGUUGAAUCCAUAGUUUGUCCAGUUCAGAUUAAUUUCCAAAUCUGUCAAUUAGCAAUUCUACUUUAUGUAAAAAGGCCUUUUAAAAAUGCAGGAUCUUCAAUUUUUUAAAUUCAAUAAACUAGUAAAGAGUA